AUGUCAAGACGAGCUACCACCUGGGAACAAUAUACUCACGAGCUGUUCAAUCAAGCUCACCUGUCUCUAAUUGCCGAGGACAGGACAGAAGUGAGAGAAGUGAGGAGGUCUCGUGAGGAGGACAGGAGUGAGAGGUCUCGUGAGGAGGACAGGAGUGAGAGGUCUCGUGAAGAGGACAGGAGUGAGAGAAGUGAGAGGUCUCGUGAGGAGGACAGGAGUGAGAGGUCUCGUGAAGAGGACAGGAGUGAGAGAAGUGAGAGGUCUCGUGAGGAGGACAGGAGUGAGAGGUCUCGUGAGGAGGACAGGAGUGAGAGGUCUCGUGAGGAGGACAGGAGUGAGAGGUCUCGUGGGGCAUAUACCGAGGACAAGAGUGAGGUAAAGCAGGAAAGAUCUUACGAGAUAUAUGGCGAGGACAGAAGCCACGUCUUGUCCUCGUUUCACCUGAAGAGAGACGAGACGAGUGUGACGAGAUCGCCGCCAAAUAGAAUCCAAUCGAGACCAGACGAGACAGAGGCUCGAUCCCCUGUUCUCAAGACAUUGCCUCCGCCACUAUUACCGUUGGACCACUCAGCGACGUUUAAACGCAAUGUCUCAGGCGUUGAAAUUCAGUCUACGAGUCAUUCCACGUUGCCCAGACACACUUCAACGCCAAGACACACUUCAACGCUAAGACACACUUCAACGCCACUAUCUAGACACAUUUCAGCGCUAUCAUCCAGAGACACUUCAACGCCAAGACACACUUCAACGCUAUCUUUACACAGUUCAUCACCCCUACCUAAGCAUAUCUCAACGCUAUCCUUGCACAGUUCAACGCCACAACACACUUCAACGCUACCUGUUCACAGUUCAACGUCGCCACACCCUCAACGCACUUUAACGCCACCCUUACAGAGUUCAACGCUACCUGUUCACAGUUCAAUGCAUCAUAUAUAUAGUGUGACGCCCCAUAUACACAGUUUGACUCCCUUAACGCAAUGUUCAACGCCACCCAGGCAUAGUUCAACGUCUCCCAGGCAUAGUUCAACGCCACCCAGGCAUAGUUCAACGUCUCCCAGGCAUAGUUCAACGCCAUUCAGGCAUAGUUCAACGCCACCCAGGCAUAGUUCAACGCCACCCAGGCAUAGUUCAACGCCACCCAGGCAUAGUUCAACGUCUCCCAGGCAUAGUUCAACGCCACCCAGACACACUUCAACGCCAAGACACACUUCAAAGCCAAGACACACUUCAACGCCAAGACACACUUCAACGCCAAGACACACUUCAACGCUAAGACACACUUCAACGCCACUAUCUAGACACAUUUCAGCGCUAUCAUCCAGAGACACUUCAACGCCAAGACACACUUCAACGCUAUCUUUGCACAGUUCAUCACCCCUACCUAAGCAUAUCUCAACGCUAUCCUUGCACAGUUCAACGCCACAACACACUUCAACGCUACCUGUUCACAGUUCAACGCCGCCACACCCUCAACGCACUUUAACGCCACCCUUACAGAGUUCAACGCUACCUGUUCACAGUUCAAUGCAUCAUAUAUAUAGUGUGACGCCCCAUAUACACAGUGUGACUCCCUUAACGCAAUGUUCAACGCCACCCAGGCAUAGUUCAACGCCACCCAGGCAUAGUUCAACGUCUCCCAGGCAUAGUUCAACGCCACCCAGGCAUAGUUCAACGCCACCCGGGCAUAGUUCAACGCCACCCAGGCAUAGUUCAACGUCUCCUAGGCACAGAUCAACACCACAUUGUUCAACGCCAUACACUUCAGCGCUACCCACGCCGCGUCGAAACUCUCCACCUCCUCUCCUGCCGAUAACGCCCUUAACGCUCCUCUCAACGCUACAAGAACACUUCAUUUCAACCCCUCCUUCACCACCCUCUCAACGCACCUCCACGCCGACCUCUCAACGCAACUCCCCGUCCACUACCCCGCCCUCACGACGCACUACAUCGCCCUCACGACGCACUACCCCGCCCUCACGACGCACUACCCCGCCAUCACGACGCACUACCCCGCCAUCACGACGCACUACCCCGCCAUCACGACGUCCCACCCCGCCCACUUCCACGCCCAUUUCAACGCCGCUUUUCCAUGCCAACAUAUCAACGCCAUCAACAGAUUGUUAUUCACCAACAAGACGAGAAAUGGAAGAGGAAAUUAGACUCCAAAGAAAGGUGAGUAUAUGACUGUCUUGCCCCAAAAUGAUUACCAGUGCGAGCAUUCACUAGCGUCUGGCGUAAACUAUCCACCCAAUAAAAUCAAUCUUACUGUGAAAUAAACUAGGGUAACUAAUCUUCAGGUCAUCUAAAACACCUGUGAUUAUAAUGAUAAAUUAACAGGUAUGUGGU
This is a messenger RNA of Homarus americanus (American lobster), 2346 nucleotides long. Its product is annotated as serine/arginine repetitive matrix protein 1-like. NCBI's taxonomy places the organism in Eukaryota, Metazoa, Arthropoda, Malacostraca, Decapoda, Nephropidae. The record is from RefSeq and is a predicted model, not a curated record. The coding region runs from base 1 to 2184 and encodes 727 amino acids. The transcript has 2 exons.